Messenger RNA from Talpa occidentalis (Iberian mole), 5835 nucleotides. Its product is annotated as dual oxidase 2. Gene Ontology annotation, molecular function: heme binding; peroxidase activity; superoxide-generating NAD(P)H oxidase activity. Bases 90 to 4715 code for a protein of 1541 amino acids. Gene Ontology annotation, cellular component: NADPH oxidase complex; plasma membrane. NCBI's taxonomy places the organism in Eukaryota, Metazoa, Chordata, Mammalia, Eulipotyphla, Talpidae. Gene Ontology annotation, biological process: defense response; superoxide anion generation; response to oxidative stress. The transcript is spliced from 34 exons. The record is from RefSeq and is a predicted model, not a curated record.
CCUGGGGCUGGCCUGGACGGAGAGGACACCUGCAUAGCAGCGAGUCAGAGGACCCAGAGGACCCAGAGGGAAGGACCCGCAGGGUCAGCAUGCUCAGUGCGAGGCCAGAGGCACUGAUGCUCCUAGGAGCUCUGUUGACUGGACCCCUGAAUCCAGCGAGCUGCCAGGACACACCCUCACUGCCCUGGGAAGUGCAGCGCUAUGACGGCUGGUUCAACAACCUGAGGCACCACCAGCGUGGCUCUGCAGGGGUCAGACUGCAACGUCUAGUGCCAGCCAAUUAUGCGGACGGUGUGUACCAGGCUCUGGGGGAGCCGCUGCUGCCCAAUCCACGCCAGCUCAGUAACACCACCACGCAGGGUGCAGCGGGAGAGCCAUCUGGCAGCAACCGCACGGUGCUGGGGGUCUUCUUUGGCUACCACCUACUCUCAGAUCUGGUGAGCGUGGAAAUGCCCGGCUGCCCCGCGGAGUUCCUCAACAUCCCAAUUCCCGCCGGAGACCCCGUGUUCGACCCUGACGGGCGCGGGGACGUGGUGCUGCCCUUCCAGAGGAGCCGCUGGGACCCCAAGACAGGGCAGAGCCCCAGCAACCCCCGGGACCUGACCAACGAGGUGACAGGCUGGCUGGACGGCAGCGCCAUCUAUGGCUCCUCCAACUCGUGGAGCGACGCGCUGCGCAGCUUCUCCGGGGGGCAGCUGGCGUCGGGGCCCGACCCCGCCUUCCCCCGGGAAGCGCAGGCGCCGCUGCUCAUGUGGACCGCGCCGGACCCCGCCACCGGCCGGCGCGGGCCCGGGGGGCUGUACGCGUUCGGGGCGGAGCGGGGGAACCGCGACCCCUUCGUGCAGGCGCUGGGCGUGGUGUGGUUCCACUACCACAACUUCUGGGCUCAGAGGCUGGCGGACCAGCACCCGGGCUGGGGGGACGAGGAGCUGUUCCAGAAUGCGCGCAAGAGGGUGAUCGCCACCUACCAGAACAUAGCCAUGUAUGAGUGGCUGCCCAGCUUCCUGCAGCGCACACCCUCAUCGUAUUCAGGGUAUGAUCCUUUCCUGGACCCCAGCAUCUCCCCGGAGUUCCUGGUUGCCUCUGAGCAGUUCUUCUCCACCAUGGUCCCUCCUGGCGUCUACAUGAGAAAUGCCAGCUGUCAUUUCCAAGAGGUCCUAAACCAGGGAUUUAACAGCUCCUCAAGUCUCAGGGUCUGCAACAGCUACUGGACUCGGGAGAACCCUAAUCUGAACAGUUUCCAGGGAGUGACUAACUUGCUGUUGGGAAUGGCCUCCCAGAUUUCAGAGCUGGAGGACAGGAUAGUUGUUGAAGAUCUGAGAGAUUACUGGCCUGGCCCUGGCAAGUUCUCACGCACAGACUACGUGGCCAGCAGCAUCCAACGUGGCCGAGAUAUGGGGCUGCCCAGCUAUAUCCAAGCCCUGCAGGCUUUGAAGCUGCCGACCCCCAAGAACUGGACUGAACUCAACUCCACAGUGGAAUCCCAGGUGCUGGAAACCAUAGCUGCCUUGUAUAACCAGGACCUGUCCAGGCUGGAGCUACUCCCCGGGGGGCUCCUGGAGAGCUAUGGAAAGCCUGGACUUCUCUUUAGCACCAUUGUCUUUGACCAGUUUAUGCGGCUGCGGGAUGGAGACCGCUACUGGUUUGAGAACACCAGGAAUGGGCUGUUCUCCGUGGAGGAAAUUGCAGAAAUCAGAAACACGACUCUGCGGGACGUGCUGGUGGAUGUCAUCAAAGUGGACCCCAGUGCCCUACAGCCCAAUGUCUUUGUCUGGGAUGAAGGUGCACCAUGCCCUCAGCCCCAGCAGCUCACAAUGGACGGCUUGCCUCCUUGUGCACCUCUGACUGUGCUUGACUAUUUUGAGGGCAGUGGUCCAGGCUUUGGAGCCUCCAUCGUGGCUCUGUGCUGUCUUCCACUAGUGAGUCUGCUCCUCUCCUGGAUAGUGGCCCGUUUCAGGAGUAGAGAGCUCAAGAAACUAAAUAAGAAAGGCAGAGAGAGUGUGAAGAAGGAGUCAGUCAAUGAUGGAGUGCCAGCAAUGGAGUGGCCGGGCCCCAGGGAGAGUAGCUAUCCGGUCACCAUCCAGCUGCUCCCAGACAUGAGUCUGCAGGUCCUGGACAGGCGUCUCUCUGUGCUCCGCACUGUCCAGCUGCGGCCCCCGCAGCAUGUCAAUCUCAUCCUGUCCAGCAACCACGGAUGCCGCACCCUGCUGCUCAAGAUCCCCAAGGAGUAUGACCUGGUGCUGCUGUUUAACUCUGAGGAGGAGCGAGGCGCCUUUGUGAAGCAUCUGCAGGACUUGUGUGUGCCCCAGGCACUGGAUCUCAGUGUGACUGAGAUGGCUGAGCAGGAGCUCUUCAGGAAGGCUGUGACCAAGCAGCAACGGGGCCGCAUCCUGGAGGUCUUCUUCAGACACCUUUUUGCCCAGGUGCUCGACAUAGACCGGGCGGAUGCAGGCACCCUGCCCCGGGACACAUCGCAGAAGGUGCGGGAAGCCCUGGCGUGUGAAUUGAGUAGAGCUGAGUUUGCUGAGUCUCUGGGCCUCAAGCCCCAGCACAUGUUUGUGGAAUCCAUGUUCUCUCUGGCUGACAAGGAUGGCAAUGGCUACCUGUCCUUCCGGGAGUUCCUGGACAUCCUGGCGGUCUUCAUGAAAGGCUCUCCAGAGGACAAGAGCCGCCUGAUGUUCGCCAUGUAUGAUCUUGAUGGGAACGGCUCCCUAUCCAAGGAGGAGUUCGUCACCAUGAUGCGGUCCUUCAUCGAGAUCGCCAACAACUGCCUGUCCAAGGACCAGCUGACUGAGGUGGUGGAGUCCAUGUUCCAGUCGUCUGGCUUCCAGGACAAGGAGGAGCUGACUUGGGAGGACUUCCACUCCAUGCUGCGGGACCAUAUCGAUCUCGGCGGCUUACAGCUCCGUGUCAAGGGUGGAGGUGCUCGAGACAUCUUUAAACCAAAUAUCAGCUCUCGAGUCUCAUUCAUCAAUCAGACUUCAAGAGAAUGCUCCCACACCCAGAGAGUGAUGUCCCCUGCCUCAGAAACAUCAGAGUCAGGAGGCCCUGGGCUAAAGAAGAGAUUUGGCAAAAAGACAGCGAGAUCCCUUCCCCGAGUAUACACAGAGGCACUGCCGGAGAAGACGCAGCGGGGCUUUCUGGCCCAGAAGCUGCAGCAGUACAAGCGCUUCGUGGAGAACUACCGGAGGCACAUCGUGUGCACUGCCAUCUUCUCAGCCAUCUGUGCCGGCCUGUUUGCAGAGCGUGCUUACUACUACGCCUUUGCCUCACCAUCCUCGGGCAUAGCAGAGGCCACCUUUGUGGGCAUCAUCCUGUCGAGGGGCACUGCGGCCAGCAUCUCCUUCAUGUUCUCCUACAUCCUGCUCACCAUGUGCCGCAACCUCAUCACCUUCCUGCGAGAAACCUUCCUCAACCGCUACGUGCCCUUCGAUGCCGCUGUGGACUUCCACCGAUGGGUCGCCAUGGCUGCGGUUAUCCUGGCCAUUGUGCACAGUGCUGGCCACUUGGUCAAUGUCUACAUCUUCUCAGUGAGCCCCCUCAGCGUGCUGGCCUGCAUCUUCCCCAACACCUUUGUGAAUGAUGGGUCCAAGCUUCCCCAGAAGUACUUCUGGUGGUUCUUCCAGUCUGUCCCAGGCCUGACAGGGGUGUUCCUGCUCCUGGUCCUGGCCAUCAUGUACGUCUUCGCCUCUCAAUACUUCCGGCACCGCAGUUUCCGGGGCUUCUGGCUGACCCACCACCUCUACAUCCUGCUCUACAUCCUGACCAUCAUCCACGGCAGCUUAGGCAUGGUCCAGCUGCCCCGCUUCCACAUCUACUUCCUGGUCCCGGCACUAAUCUAUCUGGGGGACAAGCUGGUGAGCCUGAGCCGGAAGAAGGUGGAGAUCAGCGUGGUGGAGGCAGAGCUGCUGCCUUCAGGAGUGACCUACUUGCGGUUCCAGCGACCCCAAGGCUUUGAAUACAAGUCAGGACAGUGGGUGCGGAUCGCCUGCCUGGCUCUGGGGACCAACGAGUACCACCCCUUCACACUGACUUCUGCGCCCCACGAGGACACGCUCAGCCUGCACAUCCGGGCAGUGGGACCCUGGACUAUUCGCCUCAGAGAGAUCUACUCACCUUCAAGCAACAGAUUUGCCAGAUACCCAAAGCUGUACCUCGAUGGGCCAUUUGGAGAGGGCCACCAGGAAUGGCAUAAGUUUGAGGUGUCAGUACUGGUGGGAGGGGGCAUUGGGGUCACCCCCUUUGCCUCCAUCCUUAAAGACCUGGUCUUCAAAUCAUCUUUGGGCAGCCAAAUGCUCUGUAAAAAAAUCUACUUCAUUUGGGUGACGCGAACCCAGCGGCAGUUCGAGUGGCUGGCUGACAUCAUCCGGGAGGUGGAGGAGAAUGACCACCGGGACCUGGUGUCGGUGCAUAUCUAUAUCACCCAGCUGGCUGAGAAGUUUGACCUCAGGACCACCAUGCUGUACAUCUGUGAGCGGCACUUCCAGAAGGUGCUGAACCAGAGUCUGUUCACGGGUCUGCGCUCUGUCACCCACUUUGGCCGCCCCCCCUUCGAGCCCUUCUUCAAAUCCCUGCAAGAGGUUCACCCAGAGGUGCGGAAGAUCGGGGUGUUCAGCUGCGGCCCUCCAGGGAUGACCAAGAAUGUAGAGAAGGCCUGUCAACGGAUUAACAGGGAGGACCAGGCCCACUUCAUUCACCACUAUGAGAACUUCUGAGUCGGCACCCCCUGGCUCCAGCUUUCCCUCUGUGGAGCAGCCCUGCAUGCAGCAUCUCUGUCAGAAUCUGCUAGAGAGCUGGGAGAGCAUUUCCCUCAUUGGCCCAUCUGACCUGUGUUCUGAGAAGGUAGAGAAGACCCUUUACCUCAAGCCACCGCAAGGAGUGGGCAAUCUGAUAUGAAGAUAGAGCUCAGACUAAGAAUCUCAGAGCUUCUUUGAGAAGCUGUGUGAGUCUUAAAACCUGGACAGCCCAACUGCCUUAGCCCAGUCUCUGGCCUUUCCCCUCCAAUUCCAACCCACCUUCAUUACACACACGUUCUUGCUACUCUGGAACCCUGACGAGCAACCAGGGAGCAAAGAUGCUUCCCUAUUAUCCAUGAUGUGCCUGGUGCCAGCCAGCAAUGCCGAUUGCCCUGAUCUCUUGGUGGGCCCCUCUCUGAGUCUACUGGAGCAGCCCCUAGAUGCUGGGGCCCGAGGGGUCCAGCCUCUCUGCGAGGCACCCAAAACUCCCUCUCAGUUUCCUCCUUUCACAGGAGUUGGGCGACCAGCUGUCCCAAUUUGCCCAGGCCUAUCCCAGUUUUGAUACUGAAAAAGUUUUGUCCUAAGAAACCCCUCAAUCAAAUCAGGACAAUUGGUCACUUUCACCAGGAGCCAAUCUGUGAUGUCGCUUCCAUUCUUGAAUUUUUGUGUGUCUUUUCAUUUUUCAAAUGACUCUUUCUUAAAAAGCUGAGCUUUAAUUUUUUCUAAAUUUAUAUAUGGUUUGCCUGCAAACCUUACCAAGUGCAUGUAUUACCAUUACCCAAGUCAAUAUUUCCAUCAUCUCAAAAAUGUCCCUUGUACGCCUUCCAGUCAAUCUCCCCCACCUCCUAGAAGUAACCACUGAUGUUAUUCAUGGAUUAAGUUGGUCAUGCUGAAAAUACGAUCUUGAGACUGGCUUCUUUCACCCCCCAGCACAAUGCCUUUGUGCUUCAUGCAUGUUGUUGUGUUUAUCAGUAAUUUGUUCCUUUUUGUUGCUGAGUUGUGUUCCAUUGUAGCGAUGUACCAGUUUGUUUAUCCAUUUUUCCUUGAUGGACAUUUCAGUUGUCUAGUUUUUUAUAAUUAUGAAUAAAGCUGCUAUGAA